CGUGCCGCCGGAGGGGCCGCGGGCCGGGAGGAGGCGGCAGGGGCAGCCCCCCCCGCGCCCCCUCCUCCCCGCAGCGCAUUGGCUGCGGCAGCAGCCGCCCCGGCCGGGCCCGCCGGGGGUGCCCCCGUGCCGGUCACUGCCUCUGACCUUCCCUUCCCCGGCGCUGUCAGAGCGGAUCAGCGGGCGCGGCGCUGCAAUGGAGCGGCGAGCGGCAAGGGCAGCCGCCAGGAGAGGAGGAGGAGGAGGAAGGGAGAGAUUAGCGCGGUGCCGGCUGGCGCAGAGGCGCGGCUGAGCGCUCCAGCGGGAGCCCGGGGCCCUGCGGACCGUGCGAGAGUCAGAGGCGGAAGGAGCGGAGAUGCGGCUGCUCUCCCCGCGCUGCUAAAGCUCCCGGUCACUGGCCCAGAGGAGGAAGAGCAGGAAGGUCCGUCCUUCUCGCCGGUCUGCCAGCGCAAAGGGUGCCUGUGCAGUCCCCUCCUCUUGCUUUUAUCCCAGCCCCGGAGCAGGAGCAGAAGCCGCCGCCGCCGCCGCCGCCGCCGCCGCCGCCCCCUCUCCCUUCCUGCGCUCUUCCCACCAUGAGCGGGGCUGUUUUCACCUUAUAAAGAUGGCGGUGUGGGAUCGCUGCAACCUUUAGACUAAUGACUGUCAGAAACAUCGCCUCCAUCUGUAAUAUGGGCACCAAUGCCUCUGCUCUGGAAAAAGACAUUGGCCCAGAGCAGUUUCCAAUCAAUGAACACUACUUUGGAUUGGUCAAUUUUGGGAACACCUGCUACUGUAACUCCGUGCUGCAGGCAUUGUAUUUUUGCCGGCCAUUUCGGGAAAAUGUAUUAUCAUACAAGGCCCAACAGAAAAAGAAGGAAAAUCUCUUGACUUGCCUGGCAGAUCUUUUCCACAGUAUUGCUACUCAGAAGAAGAAAGUUGGAGUUAUUCCACCAAAGAAGUUCAUAUCAAGGUUACGAAAAGAGAAUGAUCUCUUUGACAACUACAUGCAGCAGGAUGCACAUGAGUUUUUAAAUUACCUGCUCAACACCAUCGCAGACAUUUUGCAGGAGGAGAAGAAACAGGAAAAGCAAAAUGGGAAGCUGAAAAAUGGCAACAUGAAUGAAGCUGAAGAGAACAAUAAACAAGAACUCACCUGGGUGCAUGAGAUUUUUCAGGGAACACUGACUAACGAAACUAGAUGUUUGAACUGUGAAACCGUUAGUAGCAAAGAUGAAGAUUUUCUUGACCUUUCUGUUGAUGUGGAGCAGAACACAUCAAUUACACACUGUCUAAGAGACUUCAGUAACACAGAGACAUUAUGUAGUGAACAGAAAUACUACUGUGAAACUUGCUGCAGUAAACAAGAGGCACAGAAAAGGAUGAGAGUAAAAAAACUGCCAAUGAUUCUUGCCUUACACCUCAAGAGAUUCAAGUAUAUGGAGCAAUUGCACAGGUAUACUAAGCUAUCUUACCGUGUAGUAUUUCCUCUGGAGUUACGUCUCUUCAACACAUCUGGCGAUGCUGUCAACUUAGAUCGGAUGUACGAUUUGGUAGCUGUUGUUGUUCACUGUGGAAGUGGACCGAAUCGGGGGCAUUAUAUUACAAUUGUGAAAAGUCAUGGAUUUUGGCUCUUGUUUGAUGACGACAUUGUAGAGAAAAUAGAUGCUCAAGCUAUUGAAGAAUUCUAUGGUCUGACCUCUGAUAUAUCAAAAAAUUCAGAGUCUGGCUAUAUUUUAUUCUAUCAGUCAAGAGAGUGACUUUGCAAACUGUGACAAUUGCACACAACGAUGCUGCGCACAAAAGAAGGUGAUGGCCCCCCUUAACUGACUUUUACACAGACCACAUCUUGUAUGGUUGAACAACGAUACACUCUGUCUCCUAUUAAAUGGUCUAUGUGAUAUUGGCUAUAACCGUCCAUUUUUGACAUGCAGAACUUUGUUUUGGGGAGGGGGGGUUGUUUGUAGUUUUUAAGUCUGAUUGAAGAGUUAAUUGCAGUCAGAUUUUAGUGGAAUUUAUAUGGACUAACAUUUGCAGAUAAUAAGAUUUGGAUGUCAACUGUUAAACCCAAUCCAGCUAGAGUAGUAUUUUAUAUGGAAGUGUUCAUUGCAUUUAGGACAAAAUUGUUUAAAACUUUCUAAAUAGCUUUGGGGUAUGUUGAUUUACAAAGCAUUCCUUUAAAAACAUCCUGACCUAUACUUACCCAUUUUAAGUGUAGGGGAAAAAAAAAAUCUGUUUCGUGAUGAUUAGAAUUGUGUUUGUAUAGGGGAUUUUUUUUUACAUGUUACUCUCUGCUGCAAAAAAAGAUAUUCUUCCAAAAUCAUUUAAGCUUUGGGUUGUUAAAAAAACUUUCAGUGCAUAACCUCAGGCCUAAAAUUCACAGAGAGGGAUUUAAAUUACAGUGGAACUAAGUAAUUCUGUAUGUCCAGUUACUUUGUUUAUCAUGAGAUAGUACAGAUGAGGUGAGAUUUCAGAACUUGCAGAGCACUGGAAUAAAGGGAGUGAGAUGACACAUAUGACACAGAGAUAAAUUACAUUUAUAGAGAUUGAGCUUAUCUUUCUGUUAAAAUGAUAUCAUAGGUUGUUUACUUAAUUGAGUUUGCAGAGAUUGCAACACUGCUCACGUAUAACAUAUCCAUCAGGACUGAAAUUACACAGUCCAUUGAAAUAAGUGUUGGUUGUACAAUACAUAAGACACAGCUUGAUCCCGCAAUUUUCUGAAUAGCUGUAGGUCCCAUUUUCAUUUCUCAAGACAGAGUCCAUUUCUUAGCAACAUAACGUAAUACAUAACAACCAUUAGUUUACACACACUGUCGCGUACAUAUCAUCUCUAACAUUUUGGCCAUGAUUGAUAGCAUUUGGAUGACCCCAGAAACAGAUAGGGCUCUGGAGUGUCUUAUUUUUAAAACAUCAAAAGGCUUAGUUAGUUUGUGAUUUUACUGGGUGAAUUUGGCUGGCACUAGUCAUGCCCUGGCUAAUAAAAUUGCUGAACUCAUAUACUGGAAUUUGGCAAAGAAUGAAUGUAGAAGAAAGUAUCAAUAGCGUAAGAGAAGGGAUGGAUAGCAGGUUGAGGCAGUGGUAACGCUGGGUAGCUACCAUGCUUGGGUUGACACUUUCACUCCAUUAUACAAUUCUUGAACUUCAGUAGCCAAAUUCCUAUUCCAAUGGAGUCAACAGCAAAAACAGUCGUGUCAUCUUCAGGGGGACUGACAGUUGGUUCUAGUAUUUAUAAGGAUAUACUCAUCUCACAAAACUUAUUUCUACCUGUUAUAUUUCAUUCACUCUUGUUAAGUAUUUAUUAGAUAAUGUUGCUUUUGAUCAUUCUUUUAAGAAGCCUGCCUUCCACUUUGUGGUCAACACUCUAUUUCAAGAAAUGGCUUUUGAAGUGCAGCUAAAUCUUAUAUUUUGGUCUUCUGUAGGAAGGAGAAUAACUGUUUUUUAUUGUGAUCUACUGUGAAUGUGAAAUAUCUUUUGUUACAUGAUGGUGAAAAUGAAGUACUAGCUUCUACUGUCACAUCAAUUGAAGUUCAGCUGGAUUUAUCAAUGGCCAUUUUGUAAACUAAGGAAAUGUUGCACUUUAUACAGAAUAAGAAACAGAAGUGGACUUUUCAUCUAACAUUAUUUGUGAUUUAUCAUGUUGUUAUACCGAUACAAGAGAACAGACAUGGAAUGUAACCUUAGAGUACUUAGAUGAAUAAUAGGAGUGGUCCAGAGAGAUCACUCACAUGAAUGAAGGCUGGUGUGCAGGCUCUAGAUAAGCAUAAUUGGGAUGCAGCUCUAGUUCUUUUAUUUAUGUUAAAAUGAAAUGUUCUGUCUCUAACACAGAAGAUAUCUUACAGGAGACUUCAACUCUCACUGAGGCCUAGGAGCUUUUCCACUGAAACCUGCAAAUCCCUCCUUAAUGGAUUUAUUUAUAAGCAUUCAGAAUUUCCAUAUAAAAAUGUAAUAAUCACUUGCCUUUUAAAAUGGGUACGGUUUCCUCAUCGUGAAUGAAGGCACUUUCUAGACCAGCAUUAACCAGUGCUGGUCCACAGGUCUAUACUUCACAGUUUGCUGCUGAGCAUUACUAGGGCAUUCUUCCAUUUUAAAACAAGCAACAAAAAAGAUAUUCUUCAGGUAUCAUUUGAAUGUUUAGCGUUCAUUUUUAUAUGAAAAGUAAUUUUUCAUUAAAAUAUUUUUUAAAUCAAUUCAAUUUCAGGAAAUGUUUUCCGUAUUUCAAUUGACUUAUCUGAAAAUUGAUUUUUUUUAAAUGUUAAUAAUAUGAAUUAAUAUUUAAGUGCUAAAGUACAGAAUAAUAAUCUCUGGUUUUCUCCAACUGCAAGACAGCUCUAGGUUGUAGAACAUACUGAUAAUUGCAGUACGUUAUUGAGAGUAAAAUUACUAGAAUAAGCCUUUUCAUAAAGUAUGAAAAAACAUUUUAAAUUCAUGCUAGCCCAUGAAGAGAUCACAGCACUGGUAUCACACCAGUCUAACAUCACUGGUCUGGUGACCACUCUGAAAAGUUGUGGGAUACUCACUUUAUGCUAACACCAGCUAAACUAGGGAGAAUUUUCUUUUGAUUAACAAAAAAAAAAUUGCAGUCACAAUUCUGUAAAUUAUAUCCAGUCUACAGUGUGCUGAAUGUCUUGACUUCAGUCCAGCAAAAGCUGUCCAUCACGGCGGUAUGAAUAGUGCCAGUCUAGGCAGCAGAACUUCUAUGUCAAAUUAAGCACAUUUGCAUGGGUUUUGCAGGAUUGGGAUCCUCACAGGAACAAUCGUAUGAUGUAAAGUAUUUUAGUUGAUUAAAUAAAACAUAAUCCUUUUUCUCUUAUGCUUAUGUAUAGAUUUCCAGUCCCUUAUGAAAGAAUGGAAAAAUAUCUAGGACAAUAAAAGCUUUUCAGCCAGCAGCUAGAAAACAAAAUUGUAGCACAGAUGUCUAAUAGUAUUCUGUGCUUCCCUAAAGUGACUGUUUUUAUGGUGUCGGGUUCUGAGUAUAUUAGGUCUAAAGACAUCUGAAGUUUUCUAGUUGUUUCACACGCUGUUGCUGAGAUAUGUUGUCCAAUCUUAUUACUAUGCUCUUACUUAGAAAAAAGAACAUUUUUGUCCUGUGCUGUUUUUCCACUGAACCCAAUGAAGCACUGCAGUGCUGAUGAAUCAGUUAUCUUAGAGGAUGAGCUCAGACCUCAACUUUUAUGUUUCAUAGAACAGGCUGUCAGGAUUUUAUGUAAUUUCUAUUUUUGGGCCACAGCAGAGGGAGGCAGAAGAGGGGAGUGAUGGGGAAACCAUACCAGUGAAGCAGAACACCUUGUUGAAAUUAAGUCCCAAAAUUACUGCUGUCAAUUUUAUUUUAAUAAUUUACAGUUACCUCAGAGCAGUAGAUUACACCUUAAAAGUCUUGUUCCUUUAGCAGUUGGAGUAAAGAAAAUAAAGCAGUAGGUGUUUCCUUUGCAUUAGAUUUAAUAAAGAUAUUAAAGAACUAAGCUGAAACUGAAAUUCACAUUAUGUGGUGCGUCCUAAAGCACUGCCACAACCUGUCUUUUAUCUUCAGACAUUACAUUUCAUUCACCCAUCUGUUACAGCAUCAUGUACUUGGGACCUGAGCCGACAGCUUGCAGCUGCCAGAGAUUUGAUGCCUCUCAGCAGCAGACCCCUCUUGUUUCAUCUCUUUUUUUUGCUGCUUGUGGCUGACAAGUGUGAGCAGUAUCUUACAGCUGAACGUGUACUAGAAAUUUUAAGAAGUUUUGGCUGUGUACCUGUUCUUUGCUAGUAGCUUUUAUCAGUGUUUGUUUUAAUUUAUUUCACUUUUGUUGGUCUGAUAUUGUAUUUGUAUAAUAACUUAUGUACUUAAUAUUAUUAGUUUUCUGGUUUAAUUUUUAUGUACUUAGAUUUUUUAAAAUGUAAUCAACCCAAGCACUUUAAGCAACAAUGUCAAUCUUGUAAAAUUCCAAUCAGCUUAACAUUUUGCCUUUGUCUUUUUGCUUUUGCAGCUGUUUGCUUGUGAUCCAACGUCUCUAGUUACAACCCAAUUUCCAUUUUUAGGCUUGUAGUCCUAGCUGGGUUGUAAAUUUGGGAAGCCCAAAUCUGUUCAUACAUAUUUGUUCAUGCAUAACAAGGAUACAGUGUUUACUACGUGUCUGCUACACAUAGCAGUAUGUACCUGACAAGUUACUCUCACUGUGCAUAUUUCACAGCCUUUUUUGCGCUCUACCUGCUAACCCAUCUGAGAAUAACUGAUUAGAGUAUUACAGUCAUCAAUGACUGUAACUUAGAAAAACUCCAUUUCUCACUGGAGAAUUCUCUUUUACUAAACACAGAGCUAGCUGUCAAUCAGCUGAUGAUACAGGUAUUGCACUCUUUGCCGUUUUAUCUGUGCUCUGUACAGUCUCAAGUAUGAAUAAUCUUAAGAGCUCCAUUUAUUCCUGGCCCUUGUGUGAGUGAUAGCAAGGAGAGCAAUCUUUUUGCAUCUUUCUUCUCUCCACUUGGGCUCCUAUAAAGGGAAGAGAUAAUGAGGUAGGAUAAGUGCUGGUGUAAAAAAACCCACACCAUCUAUAUCAAAGGCACUGGCUGUUUCUUAGAGGCCAGCACCUGUGGUAUCCAUGUCAGAAAGUCACUGAUUUUCUGUGGUUUUAACACAAAGGUUAUUCUUAGUUUUUUAGACAUCGUAUUCUCUUUGAUCAAUGAAAAAACCAGGGCUUUUUCCUGUUGCAUCAUUUCUGUUGCUGAGGUGUUUCUUUUCAAUUUAACAUGGCACUUAAUAUUUAAAUAGCCCUUGGGAAGCCUCGAUAGACACCUUUUUAAUUUCUUUCCAGUUAACAUGCAUGACUUCAAGGAGAUUGCUUGAACCUGUCCACAAGAAUUACCACACUCCUUUUGCAUACAAAGUCAAGUAACACCUAUCAGGAGGUAUGUGCCCACCUGAUGGGACCCUCUGGGCCAAGCCCACACCUUUUUACAUGCUAAUGAUUCUUUACCCCCUAGGAGGUUUGCUUGCUGGCUUUGCCUGAAUGAUUUAAUAUGAAACUGCACAUAACUCCCCUUAUUCCUGAUCUCAGAGUUGCUAUAAUUCUUUAAUAAUUCUGCUUUAUUUGGUUGUUAAGACUGGGACUAUUGCACAAUGUAGAAUAACUUGUGUGCGCCAUUCACAGUGGUCAAUUUAACAGCCUAAUGCUUCUGAUGAAGGCUGUUGCAGGUGACAGCUUCACUAUAUGUAAGAAUAUUGAAGAGUAAGUGACUUCCCUGUGAUAGCACGGUAGGUCUGUGUCCUGGUUUUGGCUGAGGUAGAGUUAAUUUUCUUUCUUGUAGCUGGUACAGUGCUGUGCCCUUCUGUAGGAGGAGCUGGACUGGCAUGCAGCUUCCUAGCCCUCAGCUUGUACCCAGCUGAAGUUGGUGCUCCAUCCUCUAGAUAAAUCUAACCCUUCUCCUAGGGGCUUCAAAGGAGCAGGAGCAAACCCUUUGUGAAGACACCUUGCCGUUCACAAAAACAUCUUGCUCGCUGCAGUAGAUAAUUAAUGAAUAUUUGCAACCCUUCUCUCCCCACUCCCCAAACCCUCAUUAAUAGGAAUACGUUCCUUAAAGAGGCUGAGCUUAAACAUCAGCUUUGUACUUGCAAUGGUGUUCAUAUUUGCAAAUGUCCCAAGACAGAUUGUUUUCGCGCACUGAAUUGUUUCCUAGUCCGCUCUCAACUCUCAUUCUAAUGGCAACAUCGGGGCAGCCAUGUUACAGGUUCAGGUGCUUUUCCUGGAGACAAUUUUGUAGAUUCAGCAGCUUUUGUUAAAGAAGACCUAACACAAGCUCCAUAACUUAUCCAUGACUCUUUAGGGGUAAAGUCACCAUAUGCUUUAUGAAUAUGAGCAUAGGGUAGGGGGAAGAAGAAAGAGAAGAGGAAGAAAUAUGGAAAGGGCUGUUUUUUCGGAGGCUUUGAAUGUGUAUAUCUGUUUGUAAAUAUACAAUCCCUCUUUACCUUGUCAAAAUGAUGCAAUCAUAGUAAAACUACUUAAAUAUUUUGUGCUAGUUUUUUAAAUGGAGUAAGAGGUAGUAGAAUCAUUAGACACGUAACUGGGGACACAUAAAAAUACUGAAUUUCUAGUAAAGCGUACAAUACACGGUGUAUGUGUACAGUUGACUAUCUGCUCUUUUUAAUCAUGUACAUGUAAUUAAACCCUGCACUACCGGCAGAACUG
Molecule: messenger RNA, 8135 nt
Organism: Grus americana (Whooping crane)
Lineage: Eukaryota; Metazoa; Chordata; Aves; Gruiformes; Gruidae
Gene: USP46
Product: ubiquitin specific peptidase 46
Exons: 9
Coding region: 636-1736 (366 amino acids)
Biological process (GO): protein deubiquitination
Cellular component (GO): cytosol; nucleus
Molecular function (GO): cysteine-type deubiquitinase activity; cysteine-type endopeptidase activity
Source: RefSeq, a predicted model, not a curated record